Messenger RNA from Ruditapes philippinarum (Manila clam), 384 nucleotides. RefSeq names its product glycogen phosphorylase, muscle form-like. Gene Ontology annotation, molecular function: pyridoxal phosphate binding; glycogen phosphorylase activity. Lineage: Eukaryota; Metazoa; Mollusca; Bivalvia; Venerida; Veneridae. Gene Ontology annotation, cellular component: cytoplasm. Gene Ontology annotation, biological process: glycogen catabolic process. The record is from RefSeq and is a predicted model, not a curated record.
UUCAUCGCACAGCUGAGAAAGUGACCUUGACCUUCACUCAAGGACUACUAGGCAGGGCAGAGGUUUGUUGCAGGAAAUAAUUUGGGUUUUAUCAAAUAAAUAAAGCAGAGCAUCUAUUCUUUUGGUAGUGCAUGAACAUUUAAAAUGUCUGUGCAAUCAGAUAUAGAUAAAAGGAAGCAAAUCAGUAUACGUGGAAUUGCUCCAGUUGAAAAUGUAUCAAACAUCAAGCAUACUUUCAACAGACAUCUUCACUAUACCCUGGUAAAGGAUAGAAAUGUUGCUACUCCAAGGGAUUACUACUUCGCUUUAGCACAUACUGUGAGAGACCAUUUGACAGGAAGAUGGAUAAGAACCCAGCAGCAUUACUACGAGAAGGACCCAAAG